Molecule: messenger RNA, 1446 nt
Organism: Rasamsonia emersonii CBS 393.64
Lineage: Eukaryota; Fungi; Ascomycota; Eurotiomycetes; Eurotiales; Trichocomaceae
Product: Transcription factor Rba50
Exons: 1
Coding region: 1-1446 (481 amino acids)
Biological process (GO): transcription by RNA polymerase II
Cellular component (GO): nucleus
Source: RefSeq, a predicted model, not a curated record
AUGGCAUUUCGCGGGGAGCGCUUUGUCCUCGAUCUCGACGACGACGACGACGAGAAUGGCCCCCCGCCCUCCAUCCCCGACCGUUCCCGCGCGGGGCCAUCGCUCGACCUGAUCGGCGACAUCAUGGAACGCACCCCGGCUGCCCCUCCUUCUGCUCCAAAGCCCACAUCCUCAGCCUCAACCGGAUUCCCUGCCCAUAAGAAUCGCGUGCGACAGUCGGCCUUCAAGCAACGACGGACAGGGACAGCCCAGGAGGCGAAGAGUCCUCCCCCUGCUGAGCAACCCUCAACAGACACAAGACAGGAACCAAUGUCGAUAGAGGAAGAGAAGAAGUCGAUCGAUGAGGAGAAUCGACGGCGUCUGGCAGCCAUGUCACCGGAGCAGAUUGAGAAGGAACGGGCUGAGUUGAUGGCCGGCUUAUCGCCAUCGCUGAUUGAGAGGCUGCUGCGGAGGGCCAACAUUGACGAUGAACCACAGACACAACCAUCGCGCAAGUCGCCCAAUGCACAGGCUCCGCCGCAGAAGCAAGAACCGGAUACUCGAAAGGAGCCUGCGAAACAAGCGAAAUCGGUCUCCUUUGACAUUCCUGAACCCGAAGAACAGGCCCCAACACCCGACGAUUCGUCCAAGUCCCCAUCAGAUACCCCUGCCCAUACACAGGCAGCCCCAUCGGCAUCGACUGCGGCCGCAAUUGACGAACUUCCUCCUCCACACCCGCCGCCUGACUUGCGACCAGCCUCAGAGAUCCCAUCCGGUCCCAUUCACUUCCCCACCCCGCCUCCGCGACAGGACCCCAUGCCCAACCUCGACCCCUCCUCCCCGUCCUUCCUUGAAGACCUUCAGAAACAUUACUUCCCUGACACUCCUCACGACCCUUCGUCGUUGUCAUGGCUCAAGCCCCCCUCCAGAGACCCGGAUGACCCGGAUACGCAGUCUCCAUACCAUCCUGCCAGCCAAGCCACGGCCGUUGCUCCUUCUUCUGUCCGCUUCUCUCUGACCGGGACGAUCCUCUCGCCAGCCACAUCCUUGUCAUUGCCGACGACCCUGGGGCUGCAUCAUCACGCAAAGGACCCCGAAGCGGCCGGCUAUACCAUCCCCGAACUGUCGAUCCUGAGCCGCUCGACCGUUCCAGCCCAGAGAUGCAUCGCAUGGCAGGUCAUCGGACGCAUCCUCUUCCGCCUAGGCAAGGGCGAGUUCGGGGAGCCAGGAAGCACAUUAGUCGAGGGGCUCUGGAGCGUCAUCGAGCGCGAGCGCGUCGUGGAGCGAAUGCUCGAAGAAGCCGAAGGCGGCGACUCAGAGAAGAACAAGGAGAGCGGAGGAGGAGCAGCACGUCUCGGACGGCAUGCCAGUGCCAAGGCGUGGGCAGUAGAAGGGGUCUGGCUGUGGCAGACGGGUGGAGGAGGAGACCGUGGGAUUUUGAAAGACGGAGCCGUCCGAUCUCGAUAA